ACCCCCUUGGAAAAUUGGUCUAGGGCAGAAGUGAGGCAAAUGAACUGUCUCGACGACGAGUUCGCCUGUUCUGACAGAUGCAUCGAAACUUCAUGGGUCUGUGAUGGGGAGUAUGAUUGUCCAGAUAGUUCUGAUGAGCAGAACUGCCCCAUUGGCUGUAGUGGGUCCAACAAGUUCAUCUGUGACAACGGAGAUUGCAUCCCUACUGCAUACCGUUGUGAUGGCGACAACGACUGUGGGGAUGACACAGACGAGAGGAACUGUCCAGAGAAGAGUACCUGUAAAGCUGACCAGUUCAUGUGUAAUGCUACCAGGAAGUGUAUCCCAGACAGUUGGAAGUGUGAUUUUCAAAAUGAUUGUGAUGACAAUUCGGACGAGCUAGGUUGUCCAUCGUGUUCGGGGCCUACUGUAUUCCAGUGUAACAACACAGGCUGUAUUCACAGUUCCUAUUAUUGUGACGGGGACGAUGACUGUGGAGACAACAGCGAUGAAGAAAACUGUCCGUGUGCCACUGAUGAAUUCACCUGCAAGUCAGGCGAAUGCAUAGGGAACAGAUACCAUUGCGAUGGGGAGUUUGACUGCAACGAUAACUCUGAUGAGACAGAUUGCCCAGACAUCCACCCAGCAGCGUGUGGCGAUAAGCUCACCCUUUCUGACUGUGCUCACAUGAACGUCACCUCGUACCCCAUCUGUCUAUACGAAGACGACGCCUUCAAGUACUGUAGAGAGUUUUGUGGUCUGUGCAUACAGAACUCGACGAACUCGACGAUCUCGACGAUCUCGACGAACUCGACGAUCUCGACGAUCUCGACGAACUCGACAGAUACCUCAAUUAUUUUAGAAGCGUUCGCAGUUUGUGGAAAUCAUUACUCCAAAGAACACGUCAGGAUGUUGAGCUCUCUCUGGAAGACGGUGUGUGUGUCUCUGCUUGUGGCGGCCGUUGUACAAGACUGUACAGCAAAAGGCAUCAAGGAUGCGAAGAAGUCCAAGAUGACCGGUGCCUCUCUCAAGAGGGCAGUAAGCUGUCAAAGCGACGAAUUCGCCUGUACUGACAGAUGCAUCGAUUCUGCUUGGCACUGCGAUAGCGAAACCGAUUGCCCGGACGGUUCUGACGAAUCGGGCUGCCCUACUGGCUGCUCUGGAUCCAACAAGAUCAGCUGUGCCAACGGGCAAUGUGUCCCAGCAGCCUACGCGUGUGAUGGAGACGACGACUGCGGAGAUCUCACAGACGAGAGAAACUGUGCUGCCGUUACUUGUCAAGGUCACCAGUUCAGGUGUAAUAUUUCCGGUUUUGGGUGCAUCCCUGACAGUUGGAAGUGCGAUGGGGAUAACGAUUGUGGAGACAACUCGGACGAGAUAGGAUGUUCCGGUUCAUGUUCAGCCAAUCGUUUCCAGUGUGCCAACACAGUCUGCGUUUACAGUUCCUAUAUUUGUGACGGGGACGAUGACUGUGGAGACAACAGCGACGAAACAGGCUGUACUUGUAGCUCUAAUGAAUUCACCUGCAAGUCAGGCGCUUGUAUUCCAAAAAAAUACCAAUGCGAUGGGGAGUUUGACUGCAACGAUAACUCUGACGAGAGGAGCUGCCCAGACAUCCACCCAGGGGCGUGUGGCGACAAGUUGACCCUUGCCGACUGUAUUCACAUGAACAGCACCACAUACCCCAUCUGCCAAUUCGAAGACGACGCCUUCAAAUACUGUAGAGAGUUCUGCGGUCUGUGCGACCAGAGCUAAUUUAGGUGACCGAUAGGAACAUGGCUACAGUCCAUUUUAUGUUCGAGGGCUGGCCAUGACUCUGAACUUCUUAGUUUGAUUUUUUAGUCAUCCCUCCCCGCACCCCUCUUUUAUUUAGAAAUAAAUAAAAAUCCAAAAUAAGAAGCAAAUCUAUCUCCCUAUAACGUGAACAGGGCACAGUGUCCAGGAAUGCGCAUAUUGUUUAGAUUAUUUUUCAUUCCUUUUCAAAAUAGUAUCAAAGAUUUUAAAUUGACCACACAUAAUAUGCACUCUGCGUUGCAGACCUUUUUGCACACACGCCAUAACUCAUGAAACACCAAUAAAACAAUACCAAUAAUUUACA
Messenger RNA from Aplysia californica (California sea hare), 2077 nucleotides. Its product is annotated as low-density lipoprotein receptor-related protein 2. Bases 40 to 1734 code for a protein of 564 amino acids. The transcript is spliced from 6 exons. The record is from RefSeq and is a predicted model, not a curated record. Gene Ontology annotation, molecular function: protein binding. Lineage: Eukaryota; Metazoa; Mollusca; Gastropoda; Aplysiida; Aplysiidae.